AUGGAGAGGUACAAGCCUAACGGAGGGGAGCACGUUAACCCCGGUUAUGAUAGCACCCUGGAUGAACCUCCUCUCUACGAGGAGACAAACUUCUCUGACGGGGAUCACAGGACGGUCCGGCCCUCGGUGGUCAGUGCCUUUGGUCAUGACACUUUAGAUCGAGUGCCCAACAUUGACUUCUACCGCAAUGCAGGCAGCGUGAGCGGUCACCGAGCUGUGCGACCGUCGCUGCAGGAGCUCCAUGAUGUCUUUCAGAAGAAUGGAGCGAUCUCAGUGCCAGACACUGUGCAGGACGACGAGGGGAGUGACGGGACCCCCUCUGAUGAUCUGGAGUCUGGACUUCCCCCCGACAGCAGCAAAGGAGCAGUAAAGUUUGGCUGGAUAAGGGGCGUCUUGGUGAGAUGCAUGCUGAACAUCUGGGGUGUCAUGUUGUUCAUCCGUCUGUCCUGGGUUUUCGGUCAGGCAGGCUGGGGUCUGGGAAUUGUGGUCAUUGCUCUCAGCUGUGUGGUCACCACCAUCACUGGUCUCUCCAUGUCUGCCAUCUGCACUAAUGGUGUGGUCAGAGGAGGAGGGGCCUACUACUUGAUAUCUCGCAGUUUGGGACCAGAGUUUGGAGGGUCGAUUGGUCUGAUUUUCGCCUUUGCCAAUGCGGUGGCUGUGGCCAUGUAUGUGGUGGGAUUUGCUGAGACAGUGGUGGACUUGCUCAAGGAGUAUGAUGUGCUCAUGGUGGAUGUACUAAAUGACAUCAGAAUCGUUGGAGUCAUCACAGUUGUGUUGCUCUUGGGCAUAUCAGUUGCUGGAAUGGAAUGGGAGGCAAAGGCACAGAUUGUUCUGCUGGUUAUCUUGUUGGUGGCCAUUGUGAACGUAAUCGUGGGAACAUUCAUCCCUGCAACCACGAGCAAGAAAUCCCAAGGCUUUUUCAAUUAUAACUCGAAAAUCUUCUUAGACAAUUUUAAGCCAGCUUUUAGGGAUAAAGAAACAUUUUUCUCCGUGUUUUCCAUCUUUUUCCCUGCGGCAACGGGGAUCCUGGCUGGAGCAAACAUCUCUGGAGACUUGCGGGAUGCCCAAAAGGCCAUACCUAAAGGUACCUUGUUGGCCAUCCUGAUCACAGGUAUCACCUACCUGGGAGUGGCCCUUUGUGUCUCUGCUACCGUUGUCCGUGAUGCCACUGGAAAUAUAACAGAUGCCAUCCUCAAUCCUGGAAUGGUGCAUUGCAAUGGUUCAACAGCAGUUGCCUGUGAACUUGGAUAUGAUUUCUCCAUUUGUGAAAGAGAAAAAUGCAACUUUGGCUUGAUGAACAACUUCCAGGUGAUGACCAUGGUGUCAGGGUUCGGUCCCCUCAUCAUUGCUGGAACAUUCUCAGCCACACUUUCAUCAGCUCUGGCUUCCCUUGUCAGUGCACCUAAAGUCUUCCAGGCACUGUGCCAAGACAAUAUCUACAAGAUACUGCACUUCUUUGCCAAAGGAUACGGCAGGAACAACGAGCCAAUCCGUGGUUACGUCCUCACAUUCAUUAUUUCUGUGGCCUUCAUUCUCAUCGGUGAUCUCAACGCCAUCGCUCCCAUCAUCUCCAACUUCUUCCUGGCGUCUUAUGCUCUCAUCAAUUUCUCCUGCUUCCAUGCAUCUUAUGCCAAUUCUCCAGGCUGGAGACCAGCAUACAAAUUCUACAACAUGUGGCUAUCCCUGUUGGGAGCGGUGCUCUGCUGCGUUGUUAUGUUUGUCAUCAACUGGUGGGCUGCUCUGCUCACAUAUGGCAUUGAAAUCCUCCUCUACAUUUAUGUGACAGUGAAGAAACCAGAUGUGAACUGGGGUUCGUCCACACAGGCGGUGACGUUUGUGAGUGCGGUCAGCAACACUCUGUCUCUGUCUGGUGUCGAGGAUCACGUGAAGAACUUCAGGCCUCAGAUCUUAGCGCUGACGGGUCCACCACGAACCAGGCCCGCUCUCCUGGACCUGGCUCACUCCUUCACUAAGAACUACGGACUCUGCAUCACCUGUGAAGUGUUUGUGGGCCCACGAGCAGAGUGUCUUGAAGAGAUGAACGCUGGAAUGGAGAGGAACCAGCUAUAUCUUAGGAAGGCCAACCGCAAGGCAUUUUAUGCUGCUGUGACCUGUAACAACUUCAGGGAAGGAACUGAUAGUCUGCUGCAGGCUUCUGGUCUUGGCCGUAUGAAGCCCAACACCUUAAUGAUAGGGUUUAAGAAACACUGGAAGACUGCAGGAACAGAAGCAGUGCAGAGCUAUGUGGGAAUACUGCACGAUGCAUUUGACUACGAGUAUGGAACAAUGAUCCUGAGGAUCGACGAAGGACUGGAUGUGUCGCACAUUGUUGAAGCAGAAGACGAGAUGCUGAAGGCAGCGAAGGAGCAGAGACAACUGGAGAAAGAGAUGAUGUCAAAUGGAGGAAAAGGAAAACGACUGUUUAGGAAGUCCAGGAAAUCCUCUCAAGUGCUUGCAACCAGAGUGUCAGUGUGUAGCCCUCCACCCGCGGCGGUUGCCAAGAUGAAUGAGAAUUUGGUGGAGGCCAGCACUCAGUUCAAGAAGAAACAGCCUAAAGGCACCAUUGAUGUGUGGUGGCUGUUCGACGAUGGAGGUCUUACCCUGUUGCUACCCUACAUCCUCACCACCAGGAAGAAGUGGAAAGACUCUAAAUUAAGGAUCUUCGUCGCAGGCCAGCCUGGACGCACUGAGCUGGAUAAACAAGAGAUGAGGUCUCUGCUGCAGAAAUUCCGAAUUAACUGCACUGACAUCAACGUUAUCGAUGACAUCCACGUCCAACCCAGUGACAGCAGCUUGAAGAAGUUCGAUGACAUGAUUGAGCCUUUCCGUCUGCAUGAGGGGUCCAAAGCUGCUAGUCAGGCUGCAGCCAUGAAGAACGAGCACCCCCAUAAAAUCACUGAUGAAGAGCUGAGCAGCUUUGAGGAGAAGACCAACCUCCAGAUACGACUGAAUGAGCUUCUUCAGAAACACUCCAAAUCAGCCAAUCUGAUCAUUGUGAGCAUGCCUAUCGCUCGUAAGGAAUCCAUUUCUGAUUUCCUCUACAUGGCCUGGCUGGACGUUCUGACAAAGGACCUUCCAGCCACGGUGCUCAUUAGAGGCAACCACAAGAGUGUGCUUACCUUCUACUCCUGA
Stegastes partitus (bicolor damselfish) is the source of this 3132-nucleotide messenger RNA. It is a transcript of the gene slc12a1, whose product is annotated as solute carrier family 12 member 1. Gene Ontology annotation, molecular function: sodium:potassium:chloride symporter activity. Bases 1 to 3132 code for a protein of 1043 amino acids. Lineage: Eukaryota; Metazoa; Chordata; Actinopteri; Pomacentridae. The record is from RefSeq and is a predicted model, not a curated record. The transcript has 26 exons. Gene Ontology annotation, biological process: chloride transmembrane transport; potassium ion homeostasis; sodium ion homeostasis. Gene Ontology annotation, cellular component: apical plasma membrane.